AUGGUCGAUCACUUUUUAAAACGUCGCGAAUUCGUGGCAAUUUCAACUUCGGUCGAAGUUCCAUCCAAACGUUGUAAAUUCAUGAGUAACACGUGUUGCGUUCAUGAUCUCGUGAUCGGUUUCAAUCUGGAAAAUUUCGAUGAUUUGCUCAAAAAACUUCACUUGAAGAUUUUCCAUUCGAGUCCCAUGAUUGUCGAUGAGGAAAACGACGAUGGAAUGUGCUUAUUGGAGCAUCUUUUGAACAAAUUCAAGUUGUUAUGUGUCAAAGAUAUGGAGGUCGUUGAUGCAAUUGAACUUAUUUUAACGAGAACUUUAAAAAAGCUCGAUCGUUAUAAAGGAGGAAAGUUAUUGGAGAUGAUUCAAGAAUACGAUGCUCGUGAACCUUAUUCCGUUAAGUACGCCCAAUACCUGAUAAUGUCCCAACAAGAUGAGAAAUUCUUCGAACUGUUUCAAGAAAUGGCAGCUGGAACCCUUUUAGAGUCCAAAAAGAACCAAUUUGAUCUUUUCAAAGCAACUUUUGUUAAAGGUUCAUGCGACGUCCUGAAAUUUUUGAUGCGACAAAAUGAUGUUGUGGGCAAAGGUUCUGCUAUAAUUCUAAUCGCUGCUUAUUCGCGAAAAUUUGUACAAGAAGCUGCUUUUGGUAGUUAUCUGAACUGUUUCGAAUAUGUCUUGAACCAUAAGAGAACAGAUAUCAACGCUGUGGAUCGAUGCGGAAAUACGGCUUUGCAUGUAGUACACGACGGAGUUUUGGUAAGGAAAAUAUUGGAAAAGAAGCCUUUCUUCGGUUACAAAAACAUCGCAGGAGAUUCUGCUUUAAAUAAUGUAGAUUGUGAAUCACUUACCUGGUUCCUGAACUUGCUCGUGUGUGAUGCGAAGCACGAAUUGAACGUCAAGUGUGAUGGGAAAAAGGAGAAGAAUAAUUUACUUCUUGAUUUGACGCCAUUCCAUACGCCUUCAAAGAGCUCUGAGGAUCACGUUCAAAAUGUUUUUGGCAUUGAAACUUUAUUGGUGAUGUCUCGAGUGAAACAUCUUCAAUCCAUGUUCCAGCAUGCCGUGAUAAAAGUCUUUUUCGAGCUCUAUUGGAUGAAAUACAAGAAGAAAAUGUUGUGGGAUCGUCCAGCGAUGCUUGGAUCCUUAUGGCUUAUCAGUGGCAAAGCUUUAGCUUCGGGAUUUGCGAACUAUUCAAGUUCUUUUGCGAUUUUUAAGGAUUAUAUAAUUAUUGGCAUGCACAUUUUACUUGCCAUAAUGGUUUUUUACAUGGUCUGCUACUAUAGCUUCGUAACCUACAUGAUUUUUGGAUCAAAACUUACCGAACCACGCAUUUCCAAGUAUCGCUUAAGGUCACUUUUCUUCAUGGACAUUCCUUUGUUGGUCGUUAUCUUCGCGUUUAUCUUCCAUAAUUCGCUGGGUGUGGAUUUGGAUCAAGUUUUGGGCAUCGGAAGCAUGAUUCUGUGCGUUCAAUUAACAAUUAGCAUCAGUUUUUCCAAUCAAACGUUGGGAGUUAACUUGUUAAUGCUCUUUUACGUUUCAUGGACUGCUUUUCAAUUUCUUGGAAGUACUUUUUUGAUAGUUUUUGGCUUUGCAUUGAGCUUUAUGCAUCUCUUUAGUAACUUCAGUGUCGAACGAGGAUACGAAAGUUACAUUCGCGUUAAUGAGACGAUGCCAUUGGACUAUAGUGUUCAUCAUCUUUUCGCGGGAAUCUUCAAAACGUUAGUUAUGAUGACGGGAGAAAUGGAUGCAGAUGACUUGAAGUUUCGUUAUAACUCGAGUUAUAUCAUUUUUAUGCUGUUUAUCUUCAUUGUUCCAAUAAUUUUUGUGAAUUUAUUGAAUGGAUUGGCAAUCGGGGAUAUUCAGUGGAUUCAGGAACAUGCGGAAUUUUUGUAUCGUAAGGCGCAGUUGAUGAUCAUGUAUCAGUUUUGUUGCAUUAAUAUGGCUUUAAGGGAAAUUUUUCGUGGUUGGAAUAUUUUUUCGAUAGAUUUGCAUCCAGGCAUCAAUGGAGAUAAUGCUUACCUGACAGUUGAUCGAACGACAUUUGCAGUUUAUUUCGUAGAUGAUAAGAUAAAUGAUGCAGAAAAAGAUAACAGAGUGAUGUUGGGACGUCUAACGAAGGAAACUGUCAAGGAGCUUGAGAGUAUUUUGUAUAACGGGAAAAAGGCGUUUAAUUUUUCUGGAUGA
This is a messenger RNA of Culicoides brevitarsis, 2175 nucleotides long. Its product is annotated as transient receptor potential cation channel protein painless-like. The transcript has 2 exons. The record is from RefSeq and is a predicted model, not a curated record. The coding region runs from base 1 to 2175 and encodes 724 amino acids. Lineage: Eukaryota; Metazoa; Arthropoda; Insecta; Diptera; Ceratopogonidae.